GUCAGUGGCAUACCCCCAGACCAAUGGCCAAGCAGAAGCGUCCAACAAGCUGAUUCUCCAAGGAUUAAAAUAGCAUCUCCGAGACGCCAAAGGGGCAUGGACGGUUGAACUACCUCACAUCUUAUGGGCACAUCGCACAACCCACAAGACGGCUACAGGCGAAACCCCCUUGCCCUAACCUAUGGUUCUGAGGUGGUCGCCCCUGAAGAAAUGGUCCUACCAUCCCUCCGCGUCCAAGCUUACCACCCUGAGGCCAACCACCAAAGAUUACUCAAACACUUGAACAUGGUGGAGUCAAGGCGGGAGGUAGCCAUGGAGCGCAUUAUGAGCGAAAAGGCUAAAGUAGCCACCUCCUAUAACCAGAAGGUGAAACUGCGCCCCCUUGAGGAGGGCGACAUGGUUCUCAAGCGGGACUUCCAAAAGAAAGAUGAACAUGGCAAGCUGGUCGGUACCUGGGAAGGCCCGUUCCUUAUCAGAGAGAAGACAAGUCCCAACACCUUUCAUCUUGCAACCAUGGAGGGCAUUCCCGUCUCUAAAAUGUGGAAUGGCAUGCAUCUGCGAAAGUACCACACAGACGUGGUCUGAGGUCCUCCUCGUUUCAAUGUAAGGAUCUCUUUUAGUGGAGAAGGCAACGACCCGCCACUUGUAACAGUAUAUGGGAUGCUACUAAGCACCCACUUCUGGAUCCCUUUUGGUGGAGAGGGUGAUGACCCGCCACUUGUAACAGUGUAUGAUAUGCUACUAAGCACCCACUUUUGCCCACGUAAUACACUGAUUCUUGUUUCGGCCAACACUCUUGACCUCAAUCUCUACAUUGCACACCUCUUUCGAUUAAAUAACACAAAGGUUC
This is a messenger RNA of Linum trigynum, 850 nucleotides long. Lineage: Eukaryota; Viridiplantae; Streptophyta; Magnoliopsida; Malpighiales; Linaceae. The record is from the annotation of a GenBank genome assembly.